AACUAAAGAACACACCAAUAUCACUGCCGAGAUCAGACCUCCAAAAACCAGAGGCUAACACCGCCAGCCAACAAGAACAUGGACCAGCCACUACCAUCCUCAGCCCACUCCAAGAGUUGGAGUAUACAUACCCGACCCGAGAUCAUCGCCAAAUACGAAAUCUACGAAAGAGUAGGCUCCGGUGCCUACUCUGACGUUUACAAGGCUCGCCGUCUCUCAGAUAACACCAUCGUUGCUCUUAAAGAAAUCCACGACUAUCAAUCGGCUUUCCGUGAAAUCGAGGCCUUACAGAUGCUCCAGAACUGCCCUAAUGUUGUGAUUAUGCACGAGUACUUUUGGAGAGAAGAUGAGGACGCCGUUUUGGUUUUGGAGUUCCUGAGAACGGAUUUGGCUGCUGUAAUUAAGGAAGGGAAAAAGAACGGGAUUAGUGUUGGAGAGGUUAAGAGAUGGAUGGUGCAGAUAUUGUGUGGUGUUGAUGCUUGCCAUAGGAAUAUGAUUGUGCAUCGGGAUUUGAAGCCUGGUAAUCUGUUGAUUUCAGAGGAUGGUAUUCUCAAGUUGGCUGAUUUUGGCCAGGCAAGAAUGCUCAUAGAGCCCGCAUUUGUUGCUACUGAUGGGAACCCUCAGCCAUAUGACCAAAACCCUGUUGAUCAGGAACAAGUUGUUCCACCAGCUGAGAUUGUUCCUGACGUGGACAAUUUGUCUCAGGAGGCACAAGGAAACCAAGAGCAAGGUCUUGUAAGAAUAGAUGGAAACCAAGAACAAGGUCUUGUAAGGAUCGAUGAAUCAUUUGGAGAAGUAAAUGAACUCAAGGCUCAUGAUUACUUGGAUGAAACAAGUAUUCGAGAUGGUGAUACGUCUUGUCUUGCAACAGGGACAGCAAGCGACAUUGGAGAUGAUAUUUUCAAGAGUUCUUACUCUUAUGAGGUUGAAGAAGGUGCGGGCGAUAGACACGGUUCACUUACUUCAUGUGUUGGAACUCGCUGGUUCAGGGCUCCUGAACUACUCUAUGGAUCCACAGACUAUGGACUGGAGGUAGACCUGUGGUCAUUGGGCUGCAUUUUUGCCGAACUCUUAACCCUCGGGCCCCUUUUCCCAGGGACGUCUGAUAUAGAUCAACUCAGCAGAAUUAUCAACGUUCUAGGCAAUUUAACAGAGGAGGUAUGGCCAGGCUGUUUAAAACUUCCUGAUUAUGGAACAAUUUCUUUUGCUCAGAUUGAAAAUCCCAUUGGUUUAGAAGCCUGCCUCCCUAAUCGUUCCCCUGAUGAAAUCUCUCUAGUCAAGAAACUGGUUUGUUAUGACCCAGUUAACAGAGCGACAGCAAUGGAACUGCUCCAUGAUGAGUAUUUCAGCAAAGAACCUCUUCCUGUUCCCAUCUCUGAGCUUCAUGUACCUUUGGCAAAUAGUGGACAAGAUGAGGAUUCUCCUGGUGGUUGGAAUGACUAUGAUAGGGGAUCUGAUUCCGAUUUUGAUGAAUUUGGCCCCAUGAAUAUUACAACAAACGCCUCUGGUUUUUCCAUACAGUUCCUCUGAGCUCAAACUUGAUGAGGUCUGUUUUUCUCUGUAUCUUCUGGAAUUUCAUUAUUUUUGUUUAAUUUUUUUGGCAUUCUUAGCGCGAGGCUCUUUGCUUUAAGAGGUGAGAGGAGAGUUGUCUUUUGUAUGCAGCCUUCUGUUGCACUUUUGGCAGAGAGGGUUUUUCCGCUUCUUGAAUCUGUGACCUGUUGCGUGUAGACUUGCUUCUUACGUGCAAGAAAAAUUCAGUAAUUUCAUUAGUUAAUUAUAAAAAUUAAUGUAUCCUAGAAUCUUUUGAUUCUCAUGUUUUAUGCUCAAGUGAUGCAAAGAAUUUUCCUUGUUAA
Messenger RNA from Jatropha curcas, 1853 nucleotides. RefSeq names its product CDK-activating kinase 1AT (gene CAK1AT). The record is from RefSeq and is a predicted model, not a curated record. Gene Ontology annotation, cellular component: nucleus. Gene Ontology annotation, molecular function: protein serine/threonine kinase activity; ATP binding. NCBI's taxonomy places the organism in Eukaryota, Viridiplantae, Streptophyta, Magnoliopsida, Malpighiales, Euphorbiaceae. Gene Ontology annotation, biological process: protein phosphorylation.